Messenger RNA from Periconia digitata, 1587 nucleotides. The record is from the annotation of a GenBank genome assembly. NCBI's taxonomy places the organism in Eukaryota, Fungi, Ascomycota, Dothideomycetes, Pleosporales, Periconiaceae.
UACUCGAUCAAUCGAUACAUGGAGUGCUACGUCUCUUGGGUUAUCUGCCUUGCAGUAGCCAGUUGCGUAUAUAUUUUUUCAAGUUAUGUCAAUGCUAUAGGCACCCGCUUUCUAUCCGUAUCGCUCAAUUACUACCUUUCGUGGAGGCACCCUAUUCAUCAUGUCGACGGCAAGAACGUCAUCCCCAGCUGUCGUUAUCAAUGGCCGGACGGCCAAGGAGAUGAAGCGAAAUUCCUUCAAGGCACUUCGAGAAGCCAAGAAUGGAGAGAGAAAUAUGGCCCAGUAUUCCGACUGUGGUCUGGAAUGAACCCCGAAAUAGUAGUCUCCAGCCCUGAAGCUGUGCGUGACGUGUUCAAAGAUUCUCACCGACACAUGAAAGCCAUAUCAAAUGAUUCUGGGUAUCUGUUCGGAGAGAUUCUGGGAAGCUGCGUCGGUCUAAUCAGUGGAAAAGCAUGGGAGGCUGUCCGAGAAGCAUUCUCGGAACCGUUUACUAGACCCACGAUGUUGAGGUCAACAAGCACGGUCGUGCGUGAGGUCGAGAAACAUUUCAGUGCUAUUGAGAGAUCGGAGAAUCUUAUCAAAGGCUUGAUCAACCCUGCGCAAGACUUGAAGAUGCUGGCUUUCAUUAUAAUCGCCAGAUCCUUGUACGGCCCGUUGGACAAAGAUGCCGUCGAGCGGCUAGAAGUUCUCGCGGGUUGGAGAGAGGAUUUAUUCCUCCGCGUGAUGAAAGGAGGUAUCUCCAGGUUUCACUGGUCCAAAUAUCUUCCUCUCAAGGCCAAUGCCCUUCUCUCCAAAUUUCGAUCCGGGUGGAAAGAUUUUAACAACACAAUGAUCGCAAACCAGAAAUGCUCCAACAAAACCGCACCUGUAGCCCAAAUAUGGGAGACUGUCAAUGAUGGCACAAUCACCGAAGAGCAAUUCUACCAAACCAUCGACGAGAUACUUUUCGCAAAUCUUGAUGUGACCCUUGGUGGUCUAUCCUGGAGCAUUAUGUUUCUCGCUGGUCAUCCAGAGUACCAGGAGAAACUUCGCAAAGAGUCCGGACACGCAAAAACAAACGAUGGACUACCUUCCUAUCUUUCCGAUAACACAACGCUUCUAUCCGCUUGUAUUCUCGAAGCUUCCCGUCUGAAACCAGCAGCCGCAUUCUCAGUCCCGCAAUCAUGUCCCACGGACCGCACUAUCGGUGGGUUUGUGGUUCCCGCUGGCACGAAUAUAGUUGUCGAUUCACAUAUGUUGAAUAUUGAAAAUGAGUAUUGGGGUAAAGAUGGAGAUACCUAUAGACCAGAAAGAUUCUUAGGAAAAGGACGGGCGACAGAUUUUCGAUACAAUUUUUGGAGAUUCGGAUUUGGACCACGCCAGUGUUUGGGAAAGUACAUGGCCGAUCUUAUCAUCAAAGCGACCCUUCUUCAUUUGAUAGAGAACUAUGAUUUGGCUUUUAUGGGGACGGAUGAUGGCGUACGCAGCAAACCUGAGGUAUGGAUCAACCAUCCCGAGGUGGUAUUACAAUGUGUGAAGAGAUAGGGGAUGUCGGAAAUGGCCACUUUUGGUGUUUUGUGUCUACCAAAAUCAUCAAAAAAUACCUGU